Messenger RNA from Chionomys nivalis (European snow vole), 1215 nucleotides. It is a transcript of the gene Znf660, whose product is annotated as zinc finger protein 660. The transcript has 6 exons. The record is from RefSeq and is a predicted model, not a curated record. The coding region runs from base 1 to 1215 and encodes 404 amino acids. NCBI's taxonomy places the organism in Eukaryota, Metazoa, Chordata, Mammalia, Rodentia, Cricetidae.
AUGAGCUACUACAUCUUGUCUUCCUUGACACACGAGCGAGGUUGUGGUGGAAAGAGACAGUACUUGUGCCCUGAGUGUGGAAAAGCCUUUAGUCACAGGGCCAACCUCACGGUGCAUGAGCGAACCCACACAGGAGAGAAGCCGUAUAAGUGUAAGGAAUGUGGCAAAGCUUUUAGUCAUAGAUCCAACCUUGUGGUCCAUCGGAGAAUCCACACCGGAGUGAAGCCGUACACGUGUAAUGAGUGUGGGAAAUCUUUCUGGGGUAAGUCCCAUCUCAUCCGGCACCAGGGAAUCCACAGAGCAGAGAAAACAAAUGUGUGUAAAGAGUGUGGGAAAGCCUUCAGUCGGAGCUCGGGACUUAUUUCCCAUCACAGAGUUCACACUGGCGAGAAGCCCUACACUUGUGUUGAGUGUGGGAAAACAUUUGGCAGGAGUUCAAACCUUACUCAGCAUCAGAGGACGCACAGAGGAAAAAAGCCCUACGAGUGUGCCGAGUGUGGGAAAGCCUUCACCCUAAGGAAGGCUCUUAGCGAGCACCAGAGACUCCACAGUAGAGAGAAGCCUUAUAAAUGCAACGAGUGUGGCAAAGCUUUCACUUCUAACGGAAACCUUGCUGAUCAUCAGAGAGUUCACACUGGAGAGAAGCCUUACGAAUGUAACGAGUGUGGGAAGACCUUCAGGCAGACAUCCCAAGUGGCUGUGGCUGAAGCACACACCAAGAAUCAGAUGUUGGUGCUGCUGGUGCCGGAGCAGUUCCUGGGCAUCCUGCCUUGCGAGCUCCAAGCCUGGGUGCAGCUCCAUUGCCCUGGGAAUGGCGAGGAGGCUGUGGCUCUGGUAGAGGAGCUGCAGAAAGAUCCAGAUGGACCACAUCCCAAAAGAAGUGAGGUGGCCAGGGUGAAGAUGGCAAUGCUGAGUGUGGUUCCAUACCUCGGAGGUGAUGGUUACAAGCAUUCCCUUAAUGCCGAGAGGCUCUGUAGUCUCAGUCCCGAAAUUGGCGCUGGCGGGCCGGGCCUCCGUGGUGAGCGGGUGUCGCCGGGCGGGAGAGGAGCAGGAUCGCCCUGCACCGACCCAUCCUACUUGCGGAGCCACGAGGUAGUGGGACGGGCCGGGGCCGGGCGGCUAGGGGCCGCGGGCUCUGGAAGACCGAGGCCUGUGCUGUGGCUCCGGGCCUGCGGGGGCGAAGACCACGGAGUCUGUUCGGAAGACUCAGAGUAG